AUGGACGUAGACGGUGGAAGACGAAUCUUCAACAGGCUUGGGCCGUCUUCUUCGACUGAUAACAGCAAUAAUCACCAUAAUAAUAAGCAACAGAAGGUGUGUUUUCAUUGGAGACAAGGAAAGUGCACGAGAUUUCCCUGCCCAUUUCUGCACAGCGAACUGCCAACGGCGGCUAAUGGUAAGAGGGCCCAUCAGGGGUUUGGACAGGAAGAUAAUUAUCGUGGAGGUGGAGGUGGAGGUGGAGGAUUGAGGAGGAGUGGGAACUAUAAUUUUAGUAAUAACAACAGCUGGGGGAGGGUGCAGUCGCAGCAGCCUGUUAGUAGGUCCGUUGUGAAGAAGAUUGAGAAAUUGUGUAAUCACUGGGUACAAGGGAGCUGUAAAUUCGGAGAUGCGUGUAAGUACUUGCAUCAAUGGUCUACAGGGGAUUGCUUUUCGAUGUUGACGAUGCUUGAAGGGCACCGACAGGUUGUGACUGGGAUUGCUCUGCCUUUGGGUUCUGAUAAGCUUUACACCGGUAGUCAAGACGAGACUGUCAAAGUUUGGGACUGUCAAUCUGGUCAGCUUUCAGCCUCAGUGAAUGUGGGAGGUUCAGUAGGCUGUAUGCUAAGUGAAGGACCAUGGGUAUUCGUGGGUUUGACAAAUCUUGUCAAGGCAUGGAAUAUUCAAACAUCUACAGAUCUCAGUUUAAAUGGACCUGUUGGACAAGUAUAUUCCCUUGUUGUUGGCAAUGAUAUGCUCUUUGCUGGUACACAGGAUGGGACAAUAUUGGCAUGGAAAUUCAAUGUAGCUGCUAAUUGCUUUGAACCAGCUGCAUCACUCAAGGGCCAUACUCUUGCUGUUGUUACACUAGUGGUCGGAGGUAACAGAGUGUACUCUGGUUCGAUGGACCACUCUAUUAGAGUAUGGAGCCUGGAAACCUUGCAGUGUAUUCAAACUUUAUCUGGGCAUACAGAUGUUGUGAUGUCUGUUUUGUGUUGGGAUCAAUUCCUUAUAACGGCUUCAUUGGAUAAAACUAUUAAGGUUUGGGCUGCAACCGAGGCUGGUAACUUGGAAGUCACAUAUACCCACAGUGAGGAACAUGGCGUGCUCACUCUGUGUGGGAUGCACGAUUCAGAAGUCAAACCUGUUUUGUUUUGUUCGUGCAAUGACAAUACAAUACGAGUCUAUGAUUUGCCAUCAUUUUCUGAGAGGGGGAAAAUCUUGUCAAAGAAAGAGAUUCGGUCCGUACAGGCAGGUCCUGGUGGUUUAUUUUUCACAGGCGAUGGGUUGGGUCUUGUCAGAGUAUGGAAGUGGUCGGCAGAACAAACCACCGCAUGA
Molecule: messenger RNA, 1317 nt
Organism: Striga hermonthica
Lineage: Eukaryota; Viridiplantae; Streptophyta; Magnoliopsida; Lamiales; Orobanchaceae
Source: the annotation of a GenBank genome assembly